CCUCCCGAGUGCUGGGAUUAAAGGCGUGUGCUACCACAUCCGGCCACUUGUGUGUUUUAAUGCGAAGGUUUUAAUCCAGGGUUUCUAGGGACCUGCAUUUUCCCACGGGUUGACCUCAGAACUUUCUGGGGGGUGUGUGGUGGCUUUAUGCAUCCGAGGUAGCAGUUGUCAGCCACCAAAUGUGGUAACUGUCUUCCACAAAGGACAAUCACAUACUUUGAGGGUCCUAGUUCACCAUCCAACUCUGCCUCCAUAGUGUGUAUGGAGCCUUAGCCAAUGAAAAUUAACGGGUGUGUCUGGACUGUAGCCCAUAAGAGCAAAGAGGUGUGGCCCGCCAUCCUCAAUAAGUCAAUAAAACUUUAUUCACAAAAGGAGGUAACAAUAGCCAUGGAUGGGCCUGGGGGCUGUGGUUAUACCCCCUCACGUCCUGGUUGUGAAAUAUCUGCCAUAUACGUGAGCCAUUUCUGGAUUUUUUUCCUUUUCAAGUUUGAAUGCGUUUCCUCAGCUUUAAGACGGAAGCCCUGCCUGGCUUCCAGUCCUGUCUCCCGUCUCACCACAGCUCUGUGACCUUGAGUGGUGACUAGCCUCUCUGUGCCUUUCUCUUUCAGUGGGACUGUUAGUAUUCUCCUACUCCAUGGAGUACGGCGGUGUUCAGCAGAGCGUGGGGCGUGAGAUCAUGCUUUAAGGAGUUUAAUUCCAUCGCCUCGAAGGAGCUGUCUGUACCACAGGAGGAAGGCGAGCAUUCUCCUAAACGUUUAAUUGAACUCCGCCGGGAAUUUAAGAAAAAUGUGCCAGAGGGAAUCAGAGAGAUGGUGGCUCCCGUGCUGAAGAGCUUCCAAGCCGAGGUGGUGGCUCUGAGUAAGAGAAGCCAGGAAGCAGAGGCGGCACUCCUAAGUGUUUAUAAGCAAUUAAUUGAAGCGCCAGACACCAUUCCUUCUUUUGAGGUGGCGCGGACUCUGGACGACAGACUGCAGCGCCCCAGCUUUGACCCCAGUGGGCAGCGCCUACAAGACGUGCGCGUCUCGUGGAAGAGGUGCCCAGAGCCGCCCAGCGUCAGAGAGCAGCACGAGGGGACGUGCCCUACCGGGCACACGCCGGCCAAGGGCAGCCAUCUGCACACCCAGCACAGCCUCCUGACAGACACCUUGUUGCAGAAGGAUGAGGCCGAGAGACAGAAGGGCCUCCAAGAAGUCCACGUCACCUUGGCAGCCAGGCUGGGGGAGGCAGAGGAGAAAAUCAAGGUGUUACAUUCAGCGCUAAAGGCCACACAGACGGAGCUGCUGGAGCUGAGGAGGAAAUACGAUGAGGAGGCUGCGUCCAAGGCAGAUGAGGUCGGCCUGAUCAUGACAAACCUGGAAAAAGCCAACCAGCGAGCAGAGGCUGCCCAGCGGGAGGUGGAAAGCCUCCGGGAGCAGCUGGCAUCGGUGAACAGCUCCAUCCGCCUGGCUUGCUGUUCCCCCCAGGGACCCAGUGGGGAGAAGGUGAGCUUCGCGCUGUGCUCAGGGCCCCGGCUGGAGGCAGCCCUGGCCUCCAAGGACAGAGAGAUCCUGAGGCUACUGAAGGAUGCCCAGCAGCUACGACACUCCUUGCAGGAGCUGGAGGAGGUCUCAGCCAACCAGAUCGCUGACCUGGAGCGGCAGCUAGCAGCCAAAUCUGAGGCCAUAGAGAAACUACAAGAAAAGCUGGAGGCCCAGGCUGACUAUGAAGAGAUUAAAACAGAGCUGAGCAUCCUGAGAGCCAUGAAGCUGGCCUCCAGCGCUUGCAGCCUCCCGCAGCCUUGCUUCCCGUCUCCUCAGGGCCUGACCAAGCCAGACGACCCUCUGCUCAUGGCCAAGGAGGCCUUCUUUCCCACACAGAAGUUCCUGCUGGAGAAGCCAGCGCUGCUGGCCAGCCCUGAGGAGGACCCCUCCGAGGACGACUCUAUCAAGAGUUCACUGGGCACGGAGCCCUCCUACCCUCCUCAGCUUCCGCCUCCACCAGGCCUGGAAGACCCACUGUCCCCAAGCCCCGGGCAGCCGCUGCUGGGCUCCAGCCUGGGUCCCGAUGGGCCAAGGACUUUCUCCCUGUCCCCCUUCCCCAGCCUGGCACCCGCGGAGAGGCUGGCUGGGGACCCCCUGCUGCCCAAGCACAUAAUGGGCCCGGCGGCGGCGGCCUUCAAAGGGGAGGCGGCGGGCAACCUGCUGGCGUUCCCACCGGCCUUCUAUGGUGGUGCCAAGCCUCCGGCCACCUCCGCGCUCGGCCCCGAGCCCGCUGGGGCCCCAGAGGCCGCGGACGGGGCUGGGCCCGAGGAGGAGCAGCUGGACACGGCCGAGAUCGCCUUCCAGGUGAAGGAGCAGCUGCUGAAGCACAACAUCGGCCAGCGCGUGUUCGGCCACUACGUGCUGGGGCUGUCGCAGGGCUCGGUGAGUGAGAUCCUGGCGCGGCCCAAGCCCUGGCGCAAGCUCACGGUCAAGGGGAAGGAGCCCUUCAUCAAGAUGAAGCAGUUCCUGUCGGAUGAGCAGAACGUGCUGGCCCUGCGCACCAUCCAGGUGCGGCAGCGAGGCCCCACAGCCGCCAUCUUCGUGCCUCCCCCAGGCAGCAUCACCCCGAGAAUCCGAACACCCGAGACGGGCUCCGACGACGCCAUCAAGAGCAUCCUGGAGCAGGCGAAGAAGGAGAUCGAGUCUCAGAAGGGAGGUGAGCCCAAGAAUUCCACAGCCUCCGUGAGCAUCCCCAACGGCACGGCCUCCUCCAGCACCUCGGAAGACGCCAUUAAGAACAUUCUGGAACAAGCCCGCCGCGAAAUGCAAGCCCAGCAGCAGGCCCUGCUGGAUAUGGAGUCAGGACCCAGGGGCCGCUCUGUGCCUCCCUCUCCUCCGGAGCGGCCCUCGCUGGCCGCUGUGAGCCAGAACGGGGCCCUGGCCUGCGUGAAGCAGGAGGAUGGCGGUGGUGGUUGCAGCAGCAGCAGCUGCAGCAGUAGCAGCAGCAGCAGCAGCAGCAGCAGCAGUGCGCAGGCGCCGCUGGCUGUCCUGUCCCCUGCGGCCUUUGUGCAGCGGAUUAUCCGCAAGGUCAAGUCGGAGAUCGGCGACGCCGGCUACUUUGACCACCACUGGGCGUCGGACCGCGGCCUGCUCAGCCGCCCCUAUGCCUCCGUGUCGCCCUCGCUCUCCUCCUCUUCCUCCGGCUACUCGGGACAGCCCAAUGGGCGAGCCUGGCCCCGCGGGGACGAGGCAGCCAUCGCCCCCGAGGAUGAGGCAGCCGUGGGCGAGGAUGAGCCUCCCAGGGUGGGAGAGUUCAAGACCGAGGCCGGGGUCCCCGAGGUGGGCGGCGGGAGGCUGCCCUACUACCCGGCCUACGUGCCCCGCACACUCAAGCCCACCGUGCCGCCCCUGACGCCCGAGCAGUACGAGCUGUACAUGUACCGGGAGGUGGACACGCUGGAGCUGACCCGCCAGGUCAAGGAGAAGCUGGCCAAGAACGGCAUCUGCCAGCGCAUCUUUGGGGAGAAGGUCCUGGGGCUGUCCCAGGGCAGCGUGAGUGACAUGCUGUCACGCCCAAAGCCAUGGAGCAAGCUGACCCAGAAGGGCCGAGAGCCCUUCAUCCGCAUGCAGCUGUGGCUUUCAGACCAGCUAGGCCAGGGCCAGACCCCAAGCCAGCAGCCCAGCGCCACGCAGGCCAGCCCCACUGAGCCGGGGUCCUCACCAUCACCUCCCCCGAGCCCUACGGAGCCCGAAAAGACUUCCCAGGAGCCCCUGGGCCUGUCGCUGGAAAGCAGCAAAGAGAACCAGCAGCCUGAGGGUCGGGCCAGCUCCUCCCUGGGCGGGAAGUCCUUCUCAGGCAGCCAGGCUGCAGGGGGCAUCCAGGAGAUGGUGGCCAUGUCCCCAGAGCUGGACACAUACUCCAUCACCAAGAGGGUCAAGGAGGUCCUCACAGACAACAACCUAGGGCAGCGGUUGUUUGGCGAGAGCAUCCUGGGGCUGACACAGGGCUCCGUGUCGGACCUGCUGUCCAGGCCCAAGCCCUGGCACAAGCUGAGCCUGAAGGGCCGGGAGCCUUUCGUACGCAUGCAGCUGUGGCUGAGCGACCCCCACAACGUGGAGAAACUGCGAGACAUGAAGAAGCUGGAGAAGAAAGCCUAUCUGAAGCGCCGCUACGGACUCAUCGGCACAGGCUCGGACAGCGAGUCGCCCGCUGUGCCCUCGGAGUGCCCCAGCCCCUGCCAGCAGCCCCAGGAGCUGAGCCUCCUGCAGGCCAAGAAGCCCCGCGUGGUGCUGGCGCCCGCCGAGAAGGAGGCGCUGCGGAAGGCCUACCAGCUGGAGCCCUACCCCUCCCAGCAGACCAUAGAGCUGCUCUCACUCCAGCUCAACCUCAAGACCAACACUGUCAUCAACUGGUUCCACAACUACAGGUCCAGGAUGCGUCGGGAGAUGCUGGUGGAGGGGACACAGGAUGACCCAGACUUUGACCCAAGCGGGGGUCCCGGUGUCCUGCCACCUGGCCACACCCACAGAGACCCCACCCCGCAGAGCCCUGACUCAGAGGCUGAGGACCAAAAGCCCCCAAUGAAGAGCCUGGAGCUGCAGGGAUCUGAGAGCCCCGCCCCCCGGGGAGCCGCCCCGGACAGGGCGCUGGUGAGGAUUAAGCAGGAGGAGGAGGAGACAGAGGUGGAUGAGGACAGCCAGCCCCUGGAUGGAGGGGAUCCAGACAGAGGGGAAGGCAGCCCCAAAGAGGAGCAGACCCCCCCUCUGGGGAACACUGGACUCCCAGAGCUGGCCCCCAGGCCCUCCCUUUCAGACACGUCCAACCCAGGCUGCCCUGCCUUGCACCCCCCUGAAGAAAAGGAGGUUGGCGAACAGGUUCACUCAGACCCUGUGGGUUUCAAGUCCGCCUCGGAAUCCUCAUGCUGCAGCCUGGAGGGGCCGCCGAACUCACCCUCGGCCCUCUCUUCCCCGGACCUCACGACAUCAUGCGCGUCACCCGUCCCCUCCUCCUCGGCCCCCAUCUCCCCGUCCCUACCUGGCGCCCCACCUGCCAAAGUGCCGAGUGCCAGCCCCGCUGCUGACACAGCUGCAGCCUUGCACCCCAGCACCAAGGUGAACCCCAACUUACAGCGGCGGCAUGAGAAAAUGGCCAACUUGAAUAGUAUAAUCUACCGGCUGGAGAGGGCUGCCAACCGGGAAGAGGCCCUGGAGUGGGAAUUCUGAAGGGGGGGGUGGUUGGGGGUGAGGGAUGGACCCCCAGCGGUCACCUUCGCUCUCCUUCCCCCCCCUCCCUCUCCCAGAUGGGGGUGGGGCCAGAGAGGUAAGAACUCAGCCAUGUAAAUGUGGACAGCAAUGUUAAGCCGUUUACGUUUAUUGGUGUAACGCUAGUUACCUGAAGUUGUGUGUGAGCAGAUGCCACGCCUCUUCUUUUUCACGGCCCUGCUGGUAGGAGGAGGCACUGGGAUCCUGCCCUUGUCCCCCUCCCCCUGUGGGAGGCAGGAACAAAAAACGGCACCACAUUUCUCACCCAAAAACUCCAAACUCUUUUAGAAAAAUAAAGAAAUAUUUAUAGACCUCUUUCAGCUAUUUUAAUAAAAGGAUCCUUUGGAAUUUAUCCCCAGCCGAUGCUGUUUUGAUAUUAAAGAGAGUUAUAAAAUCAGAUGCUGUCACUGCUGCUGUGGAGCAGACACAGACGCUGUGUGAUUUUUUGUUUUUUUUUUGCCAUGAGAUGAGAUUAAAAGACAACUGUUCAAAGCCAUCGCAAAGCACUCUUAAGACGGACCAAAUUCAGAAAAACCCUUGGACUGCGGGUUUUGGUGUUUCUUCCCCCACGCCUGUCUGUGAGACACAGCACCAUGCCACUGCCCUUCCAGAACCCGUAACGCAAAGAGAAAGUCCAAAAGACUCUAAAUGAAAACCUCCAUGCUGCUGAGGGUGGGACCAUGUCGCCGGCGGCCUGUCUGCAGCCUCCAGGUCGCAGGAGAUGCCGUCGCUGGUGGAAAUGUUGCCCUUAGCGAAUGUCGUGUGUUUCACAAAGGCCUCCAAGCCCAGGGUUAGAAACCUUCUGUGGACAGACAAAGUGUUUCCAGAACCUUUGGGAAAACUGGGGUGUGGGGGAGGGACUCAAAGAGGGCCACUUAUGUCAGAGUGACCCUGGCUCCCAUCCUGAAUCGUGGCCGUACUUGGAAGUUUUCUCCUAAGGUCUGAGCAAGGCCUCUCCAUUCCAGAAAUCCCUGUGGCUUCCACCUUCCUUAUUUCUAGAAGGGAAAGCUUUGCUUCACCGUACCCCCCCCCCCCCCAAAAGCUUAGCAACCAGCUCUGAAAACUAGAUCCAUCCAGUCAGAUACCUCAACUCUGUUUCUCACCAUCUUCUGAAGUUAACAUCGGUGCAUCUCUGGAACGUGUCCAGGAGUCUGUGGAACUCGGUAAGGCCAAAGUCACUACGACAGGGCCACCAUAUCCCUCCCGCCUCUUGGUCUAUUUUCCUACGCAAGACCUGCUUGGGAUCAAAAAAAUGUGACUCCUCUGACUCUGAAACAGCCUUCCUCCAACCUGAUCGGGAUUUCCAGGGAGAAAGGUCCCAGGGGAUGCGGCGGCCUCCGUAUCAGAUCAGCUGUUGAGUCUCUCCUGCUUUUAUUCCUUUUUUUUUUUUUUUUUUUUUUCCACGCUGUGGAAGCUGAACUGGCCGUGAUGAUGAAUGUGUGGGCAUCUCUGUCGCCAUUCCAUGCUCGAGGGACAAACGGCUCUUCCGAUGCAGUGACUAUCUUGAAAUCAUGUGAGCCUAAAGUUGGCCACCAGAAAGGAACAAAAUAAUAAUGUUCUGGAAUUUCUAACUCUCAUGUGCCCAGCCAGGCUGCAGACAGAUGACAUCCAUCAGGCCCCGGAAAACCUCGUUUCCACACAUAACCCUGGCUAUGCAUUGAGACGUUUUCCACUAUAUACAUUUUUAUCCAGAGGAGGGUAUUUUUGUAUUUUGACACUAGGAAACCAUGAUGAGUGUUCAGAGGAAUCCAUUCUGGGACAAACAAAGCCUGUCUCGGCCUCCGUUGCUACACACACCCCACCCCCACCCCCAGGGAGACCCUGCCACUUUUCACCGGGAAACUACCUGUUGAGGUGAUCCACGCUACACGUCGAUGUGACCCAGCAGAAUUCACUUCGGCUUUAGUGCGACGGGAUUUGGUGUUGACCUUUGAACACAGAAUCCUGGUUGUGCGGAAGCCCACGGACCUGCAGCCGGAUCCAUCCAGUUCACAUCCUACGACGGUUUGAAACAAGCAAACGUACACACAAACUGUUUCUAUGAGCGAUUGAUGAUGAUGAACUUUGUCUAAAAUUUUACAGGAGGGACACAUUCUGUAAACACGUCCCUAAAUACAGAAUUGUAUAAUAA
Peromyscus leucopus (white-footed mouse) is the source of this 7353-nucleotide messenger RNA. RefSeq names its product cut like homeobox 2 (gene Cux2). Lineage: Eukaryota; Metazoa; Chordata; Mammalia; Rodentia; Cricetidae. Gene Ontology annotation, molecular function: DNA binding; DNA-binding transcription factor activity, RNA polymerase II-specific. Gene Ontology annotation, biological process: regulation of DNA-templated transcription. The coding region runs from base 810 to 5183 and encodes 1457 amino acids. The record is from RefSeq and is a predicted model, not a curated record. The transcript has 22 exons.